AUGAAUUUUCCAACACUAACAAAGAUAAGUAAAUUUAAGUAUGGAAAUUAUGAAAUGAAACCUUCCUAUAAAACCAAUCUUAAGAGUGGAGAUGGUGUAUUAAGUGUGUGUUAUAGAUGUUUAAGUCAAUUUAUAACAGAAAAGUCACUUGAAUUACACUUAGAAGAAUGUAAGACAGUUCCAUUUAAAUCAAUUUAUGAAGAAAAUGAUUCUCUUAAAAUAUCAAGAAUAACUAGUUUGAAUUUAAGACAGUUACUUUCUCAAUUAGGAGAAAUGUUUAUAAAAACUAAAACAGUAUCAGUAGAUAUUGAGAGAUAUGAAUUUUAUGUUUUAAUUAGUGAUGAGAGAAUAGUUGGUUAUUUUUCUAGACACAUGGAAUUUGAUGCAUCCUUGUCGUGUAUUUUGGUAUUUCCAUGCUUUCAACGACAGGGUUUUGGAACUUUUUUAAUUGACUUUUCACAAGCACCCAUUUUUAAAUCAAAAGUCAUUAAAACUACUGAUCAGAUACUAGAAGAAUCUAGGAAGAAAAUUCAUAUUAAUGAUGAUGAAUUGAAUGAUAAACUAGAGUGUCCUAAUGGACCCGAAAGACCUUUAAGUAAAGCAGCAAUAUUUUUAUAUAGAAAAUACUGGAAAUAUAAAGUAAUAGGAGCUAAAACAGUAAAAGAUAUUGCUUUAAGAAGAAAUAUAAGUAUAGAAGAUGCUAUAAUAGGAUUAGAAUUAAUAGGAUUUGAUUUUAAAGAGUGGAAAAUGAAGAAUGAAAAAAUUGAUGUAGAAAAACCAAGAUUGUUAAAAAAUCAAGUUGUUUUAUGUAAAAAAAAAUUAUAA
Hepatospora eriocheir is the source of this 825-nucleotide messenger RNA. The record is from the annotation of a GenBank genome assembly. NCBI's taxonomy places the organism in Eukaryota, Fungi, Microsporidia, Hepatosporidae.